Messenger RNA from Suillus clintonianus, 1104 nucleotides. RefSeq lists its product as uncharacterized. Gene Ontology annotation, cellular component: nucleolus. The transcript has 5 exons. The coding region runs from base 132 to 1052 and encodes 306 amino acids. The record is from RefSeq and is a predicted model, not a curated record. Gene Ontology annotation, biological process: maturation of SSU-rRNA from tricistronic rRNA transcript (SSU-rRNA, 5.8S rRNA, LSU-rRNA). Lineage: Eukaryota; Fungi; Basidiomycota; Agaricomycetes; Boletales; Suillaceae.
GGUACCGUGGCGUUUGCAACUCUGGGAGAGUUGCCGCCGGAAUUACCAAAUUUAGCCAAGAUUUAGCUCUUCCAUUUCAAACAAGGAUGGAAUAAUCCCACUAGUCUUGACCGUUGCUUUCAAAAAUCAAAAUGAUAGAGGACGAGGCAGCUAGAUUGCUCGACCUCCUACAAGCACAUGGCCAACAAUUUCUAAACUCUUUCGAUCUCAGUCAACCUCCUCGGAAGAGGCAGAGAAUAGAGGAGUCCCCCGAGGAGCUUGAGAGCGAGGAUUUUGAGGAGUGGAGAGGCUUCAGCAACGCAGCGGUCGAAUCUUACGCAUCCGAAGAAGAUAACGACGACGACACUCCCUAUGAAUACGAUGACGGCUUUACCGCCAGUUCUUCUGCUAAGAUGCCAGAUGUAGUGGUGUUCUCAGAUUCGAGGCCGAAGCCAUCAGAACAGUUCUCGAAAGCUCAGAAAAAAGCUUUCAUGUCUUCAAAAGUAGCUAAAGUUACAUCCACAACAGAAGCAGACGGUGUCCCGCAUCAAGACGAAGAUGACAUACAAAAUGACAAUGAGGAUAUCUCGAAUGCCCAGAACGAUGCUCUCCUCCAUCGCUUGGUCCACACGAAACUGCUAUCUGGGUCUUUGAACCCUGAGCUCAACCUGACACAUGCACAACGAGAGAAAGCACUUUCCGGUCGUGUCUUAGAACUUGCAGGGAAAACCAAACUUGGUAAGGGAGAAGUCGCCAUUCGUGCUGCGGAACGAAAUAAGGCUUCCAAGCGAGUGCGAGAAGGGCUCUCAAGGAAGAAGAAUGAGCGAGAAAAGCAAGAACUGGAAGAGGCUAAAAAUUUGGGAAACUACCACCCCACUCUCAAAAAAUUGUUUGAUGCAUCAUCUUCUGGGUCGUCAGACCGUCAAAGACGAGUUAGAGGUAUCGGGAUGGGAGUGGGUAAGUUUAGUGGGGGAACGCUGAAGCUUAGUAGAGAGGAAAUUAAUUCGGUGACCGGUCGUGGGGUACAUGGCACAGCCAGGCGCGGGCACAAAACAAGUCGUGGUCGAAGAUGAUGUCCUAGCGGUAACAUAACAUUACAAUAAUUAUCCAUCAUGCACGACAGAC